Messenger RNA from Strongylocentrotus purpuratus (purple sea urchin), 2699 nucleotides. Its product is annotated as plexin domain-containing protein 2. The transcript is spliced from 13 exons. The record is from RefSeq and is a predicted model, not a curated record. NCBI's taxonomy places the organism in Eukaryota, Metazoa, Echinodermata, Echinoidea, Camarodonta, Strongylocentrotidae. Bases 108 to 1577 code for a protein of 489 amino acids.
UUAAUUUUGUAAUUUCUACAAAAUACCAUCGCCGUCGACUUGUCGCGAAGGACUCCGCCAAUUUUCGUGGAACACUUUCUUCUGAGAUUACCAUCAAAGCAACGGAGAUGGCACAAUUAUCAAUUAACAUAACCAUCCUAAGUUUAUUUCUCUUGCUUCACUUGUGUGAAGGAUUAGAUGACCAGCCAGGCUACAAGUCUUUAGUUUCUUCAUGGAGAAAGAACACGUUGCUCGCUGAUGUACAGCUAGAUGCUGGGGAGAAUGUCCCUAACGUUCCUAUGAGGUACAGACGUGACGUACAAUCCAAUGAUUCACAACCUGCCGACACUGUUACGAUUGAAGAUGAUCAUGACUACUACAUAUCAACAUUCUACUCUGAAGGUCGAGAUUAUUAUCAGAACCUUGGCUCGGGUAGUUCAUACAGUGUAGUAGACGUUCAUGAAGCUCUCUCUGAAAGUCAUCUUACUGCAGGGGAGGUACGCCUGCCAUUUCAGUUUCCUUUCUAUGGACACAACAUCACCAAGAUUUACAUAGCAACAGGAGGAUUUAUAUCACUGAGUACCUUCUUUCAUCAGUACCUGUCUGCAACUCAAUACAUCGCACCUCUGAUGGGUAACUUUGACCCUAGUCAGAACACCACGUCAAGAAUCAAAUAUGGAUAUAAUGACACUGCCUUCACUGUAGAAUGGGAUGAUCUUCAUGUACAACACCUCACAUCAGUUGGACGAUUUACAUUCCAGACUACCCUUGUAUCUGAUGGCCGUAUUCUCUUCGCAUACAAAGAGAUCCCAGAGGAUGUUAAUAAGAUAGGUGGAGGAAAUGGCCACAAGGUGACCGUUGGUUUGUCUGACGGCUACUACAUCGAUGAGCCCCUUUAUCCAGGAUCUAACUUGAUCAGGCGAACGAUUUACCAUUACCACAACAUUCAGCUGAACAAAACCUUUGUUAUCAAUGAUGCAGCUUUUGUACUAGAACCACUCCAAACGUGUAACCUAUACACCAACUGUUCUGGCUGUCUGUCUGUGAGGGAAGAGAUCCGCUUUGACUGUGGGUGGUGUGGUAAGAUCAAGCGAUGCUCCAGUGGUCUCGACAGACACAGACAGGAUUGGAUAGAGGCUGAAUGCUCUGAAAAGGCACAAGGAGAAUGCUAUGAUCCUGAACACGUUAUAGAUAAGACAGUUAUCAUCAUCCUGAUUGUGGUUGUGAUGGUGAUUGCCUUAUGUUUGAUUGGAUGCCUGGUCUACUCAUAUAAGAACCCUUCAUCUAGGUCUGGUCAACAACUUGUUCAGAUCCAGCAGCGAGUACGACACCUCGUACGUCGCAACCCGCGAGACAACUACGAGGAGAGCAUCGUUGGUAACAUGCAGGAGUCCAAGCCUACCCCACCCCCUGCCUACUCCCCUCCUCAGGACUCGCCCUCCAUCCCUACACCCCCGAUGUCUGGCGCGCCUUCUAUCAUCACCACCACCGGCGCACCAGGGGCAACCACGCUCGCCGGUAACGGGGAUGUCGGUGGUCAAGAAGAGCCAGCGGUCGAUACCGGGGUUGACCCUCAUGCCCAAACAGCAGAGUGUUGAUAGACGUAUCAAGAGUAUCAAUCAUCCUCAAACUAUUGCCUUUGACAUCCCAACACGGUAGAUCACUACUGCUAAAUUUCUACUUGUCUUUGAUUAGUACUCAGUUUUAUUCUACAUUUAAUUAUUCAAUGUGUUUUGUAUGUUUAGGGAUACUUUUCAAACCAAAAAAAUGUACACGUAUUCACAUCUUUGUCAUUUUGUUAAAGAGUGUCCUGUUUUUUUAAUCAAUAGAAAAUUUGAGCAGAAGAGUAUUUGUUACUCUUUUUUUUUCCAUCAACCAAAUAUUUAUAUUUUGUCUCACCAGUUUGCCCUAUGUGGAACUUAAUUGUAUUCAUAUGGUCCCAUUUAAAACCCAGGAUUUUUGUUUUCUUUGUAAAAGAUACUUUUGCGACCAAUCUUUUUGAAAAUUGGAGGGAAUUAUGUAUAUUCAUGUAUGAUCAGGGAUCUACAUGUAUGAUUGCUGUAUUGGAUUUGUAAUGUCUUUUAAAUACAAGGUAUUUACAAAAACAUGGUACACUUAUAACAUUCCUUGUACACUUUCGACUGGUCAACGAUGUCAUGGUAUUUAUUUAACCAACAAAAAGAGAAUUUUUGCAUAAAUAUUUAUGCAAUUAAUUUUUUUAUUGAUUAAUGCAAUGCAUUCCUAGUACUAUAUACUUGUUACUUUAAGGAAAUGUUUGGAGGGGUUUCUAAGGGGAUUCAUUUAAAUGUGACUGUGUUGUUAGUUGGUUUAUGUGGCUUCGAUAAAAUUGAACUCACAUGCACUGUAGUCUAACACUUUAACAUAUUAUAUACCAGGGAUGAAUCAUGGGUUAUUUUGUGUUGUAUGGCUGGUAAUUGGGGAUUUAACUGCUAGAAAUGGGCAUGAGGUUUAACUUUUUGAUAGAGUGUAACUGAGAAGUUAUCGAAAUGAAAUGUACAUUACCAUGAUCAAAUGAUAAAUAUUAAGAUUGAAUGCUUCAGGAAGUAUUCUUUAAUCACAGAGAAUUUGAGAAAAAGAAGUUCAUGCGCCAUGAGCGCCGAGCUGGCUGACACCGGCACUAUAGAAGAUAUCGUUCUUAUUAUUAUUAUUGUACCGUAAUUAACGGUGUAUAAACCGCACCUUUUUGCCGCCGAAAAAAA